Molecule: messenger RNA, 3378 nt
Organism: Dimorphilus gyrociliatus
Lineage: Eukaryota; Metazoa; Annelida; Polychaeta; Dinophilidae
Source: the annotation of a GenBank genome assembly
CAUUGGUGCGGAAUACUCAACCAUACUCCAUAUAAAAAUUAUUUUUCAAGUGUUCUCUGUGAAAAACCUCUUUGAUUUUCUUUAAUGAAAAAUUGAUUUAUUUUAGUAAAUUAAUUUUUGAUGUAUUAUAUGUAUCAAGCACCAUGAAGACUAUCUGAAUAAACUCUGGAAAUCAGUAUUUGCCGUGGGACUGCAUUUCAAUAUUGACGAGUACCUUAUUUUCGCAAAGAGGAUAUUCACUCACUUAACGACUUAAACUUAGUAUAAUUUGAGGAGAUAACUGAAAAACUUUUAAGAUUUACGUUAACUUUAAUUUUGAGUGUCUCUUUCUUCAAAUUCGGAGAAUCUUACAAGUGCUUUACCCUACAAAGCUUAUAAUUGGUAAAGCCUGAAAGACCAUAUACAUAUAUAUCAAGAAUGGAAGAUGACGCCUUUGAGGUGCCGGCUUCUGCUUUGGAAGCUCCUUCAUCAGAACUUUGUGUGGCAGCAAAAACAAGUGUUCGAUUACCCGUGGAAAUGAUGGAAAAUCAUGAUAUAUUUUCGCAAGUUAUUAAUUUAAAAACAUGGAAUCAUUUAUCAGAUGAUAAUAAAUUACAUUUAAUGAAAUUUCUCCCAAAAUUUCCCAAGGAUAAUGUCGCAGAACUGCAGAAUACGUUAAGAAUGCUAUUUCAGAGAUCAAAUUUUAAGUUUAGUAACCCACUAGAGGACUUCUAUCAAAAGUUACACAAUGGUCACUAUCAUCCUGAGGUUCAAAAAUAUUUGAAACUGGCAAAAUUAGGACAAGAAAGGGAAACUAAACUAUGGAAAAGGAAAUAUUAUACCGAUUUAUUUCAGGAUAUUCUAUUAAAUCGUCGGUUAUUGUUAGAAUACGCUUAUAACCAUCCUUCUGGUGAACCUAUUGAUAGAGAAGAACUUUUUUCUAUACCCAAAUUUACUUAUUCUCAAAAAUUAUACGCAUUAAAAUGCAAGACUAAAUAUCAAAAAAUACUAAAAGAAGUUCGAGAGGAAUGCAAUGCCUCAGAUACAUCUGAAAGUGAAGGUGAUGAAGGUGAAGAGGAAAUGACGUUUUAUGGAAUUCCCUCUAAACUUUUGGCUAACAACAAAGAUCCUGAUUUUCCGAAUGAGCAAGUAGAAUCUAGUGUUAUCUCAACGUUGGAUCCUGCAAGAAGCAAUCAAAUGCCAGAAGAGAAGAUACUACGACCAGAAUUUAGUUUGUCAAUAUCCGAGGAUGAUAUUAUGUCAAUGCUUAAACGUCAUCGUAAACGAAAAGCCGUUACGGAAAAUUCUCCUGAAUUUACAACAAGCGGAAGAACAUUAGAAGGCAUAAUUGAAAGAACUCAAACAUCUAUUCAAAAUUUCAUACAAGAAAACUCUGUUCAACGACCUAAAAGAAGAAGAAGUACCAAUCUAAAAAAGAGAUAUAUUAAAGAGGAUGCUCAAAAUUAUAAAAAUAGAAGCUCAGUUGAUUCACCAUUUAACUUUUUGUGCCUUAUUCGAGACAUAGUUAAAUCAGAACCAGAUAAAAGAAUAACAGUCGCUUCUUUAGAGCAAAAGUUAAAUGAUUACGACUGCCAUAAGUCACUACCGGGAGAAGAAGCAGAUGACAUUGAUUUAAAUGAUAAAAUAAAUAAAGCAUUAAGAUUCCUUGCUGGUGAUACACUGAAUAUCGUCGAACAAUUUGUACCAUACGUUGACUUUAAGGAAAGAGCUGGGCUAUACGUUUGGAUAGGCGACGGAAGAGACUCUGAUGAGGAAUUGGAAAGUUUAUGCAGAGCUUGGAUAGAGAAUUAUGAAGAGUGGAAUAUGGAGGAGAGCACUAAAUUAGAGAAAACAUCAUUCAAAGUUCGGCCGUCUAACGAAGAAGAAAAAUUAGAAUUCAGGCGACAGGAAUCCGAAAGAUUUAACAAUGCUCAUCAGCCGUAUACUUAUAAAAUGCACGGAUAUAAUUCUGUUGUCGGACCUGUUAAAAGAGUAUUUAAAAAAGAAGAAUCUGGCAGUAAGGAAGCUAGGGACCAUUCUAUUUUAACAAAAGACAGACCUCACUAUGUUACUAUUUUAACUUUAGUACGAGAUGCUGUUGCGAGGUUGCCGAAUGGGGAAGGAACUCGAGCUGAUAUUUGUGAACUUUUAAAGGAUUCUCAAUUUUUAUUGCCUAAUGUUUCGGAUAGUCAAUUGAAUACUGUUGUUUCGGGAGCCUUAGAUAGAUUACAUUAUGAGAGAGAUCCUUGUGUCAAAUUUGAGAUGUAUAGAAAAGUUUGGAUCUAUUUACACAGAGGCAGAACCAUGGAACAUUAUGAAAAGCUACAUCGAGCUCAAGAAGCUGCAUUGAAAGCUAGAAAAGCUUUAAUCAAGCCAAAGUCUCAAAGGGCUAAAGAGGCAACUGCUAUUACUCCAGUGGUGAAAGUUGAAAAGAUACGAGAAGAGUUCUCUCCGGUUGAGGCAAAGAAAUCUAUACCCAUAUCCUUGGAGAGUAACAUCGUUAAUGAAUUUGCAAAUGUUACUCCUGUAAAACUAGAAAAGUAUCCCGAACCUGUAACAAAAUCCGAUUCAUCGGCCGUUGAUAAUCUAAAAUUAGGUCUUGGAAUGACAAGUGUCCCUAUAGCCGUUGUAUCUAAUCCUUCCACAUCCUUUCUCAAGCAAGGACAAAUAAAAACCGUCCAAUUAGCACCCGUUGGAGCAUUGAAUUUGAUCAAUCUACAAGGGUCGAAAUUACUGCAAGUCCCGACUACUCAGUCUCAGACUCUAUUCAGUCAAGUAUUAAACAAACAAAGUCCAAAGAAAGAAGGCGGACUGACUUAUGUCCAAAGAAUAUUACCUACUAAUCAAAAUGUAACAGCAGUACCUAUGUCUGCUGCUACGAAUACCAUAGUAACAACUCAAAGUUCUGGUGGAUCGUCAACCUUUCAUCUUACUUUGAAUGCAUCAACGAUACAACCUAAUAGAACCAAACAACUAACCAUACAGCAAUUGACGGAAGCUCAACUUGCUAAAGGGAAGAAGUUUAACUUUCAGAAAAUUCAAGGAUUACAAAACGCUCGUGUUGUUUCCAUGGACGAAGAAAGUAUGAAAAAAGCGGGUAUGACAACUGGUCAACCAAUUAUAAUUGGCGGGAAGACAGUACAACUGGCUAGAAAACCUAUUCAAGUUUCAGUUUCUAAACCUGGUGUUGUUCAGUUGGCGGGUAAAACUGUACAAUUGGCUGGUAAACCAUUAACUACUGUACAGCUGGUUAGUAAACAAACCCGAACCCCAAUUAAUCAAGGAGCAAGAGUUCAAUUACAGACAAUCAAAACUGAAGAAGUAGUGUCAAAUACUUUACAAACUUCCACACCAAAUGUUAUAAUAACUAAGAACACGAACUCUAAUUUCUGUAGUUGA